This is a messenger RNA of Zootermopsis nevadensis, 3894 nucleotides long. The record is from RefSeq and is a predicted model, not a curated record. NCBI's taxonomy places the organism in Eukaryota, Metazoa, Arthropoda, Insecta, Blattodea, Termopsidae.
UUAAAAUCGAUUUUCAGUAAAAUUAAACCUUCACUUCCAUAACAAUGUUAGUGAAGUUAACAAUAACAUAAAUUAUCCCUAAUUAGAUUGAACUGUUAGUCUGGCAGGAAUGUUAUUGAACUCUGGAAGUCAGCAGGGAAAUACAGCAAUGAAAAAACGACAUUUGAUAUUGAUGACAUGAGGUUACUGACCGCGCGUAAAGCCAAGAAACGCGGAAACUUAUAAAUGUUUAGUUUCAUCCCCCUACUGAGUACAUUCUUGAGGCCUUUGCCCCAUGGAACUCUUAAAUUCAGUUGUUUCCUGGCAGCUCCACUGCUCGGCUCAGAACAGGAGGAAGGGUCAUAUGGAGCUACAGCGUUUAGUAAGGAAAGGCAUUUCAUGCAUACACAACAUUAUUAGAAUGGUUUCGUUUCAGAAUAUUUCCCCAAAACGUCUUCUCCUCUCAGGAAUUAUCAUUAUCACCCUUGGAGCAGUUCUGGGGUGGUAUGCCUUCCCCAAGCUAAUUCGCUCACAGAUUGCUGGGAAUAUAAAUUUAAAGCCAGGAACGGAUUUAAGAGAAAUGUGGUCGAACUUUCCAGACCCUGUUGGGUUCAAGGUCUACAUUUUCAACGUAACAAAUCCAAUGGAAAUCCAGCAAGGAGAAAAACCCGUGCUGAGGGAAGUGGGUCCGUAUGUUUAUGAUGAGUAUAAACACAAGGCCGAGCUUCUGGACCACGAGGAAGAUGACAGCGUUUCGUUCAACAAUCGAAACACUUGGUUCUUCAACAGACUCAAGUCCGGCGCGCUAACUGGAGACGAAAUCAUCACCAUUCCUCAUUUACUCAUUUUGGGCAUGGUGCUAUCAGCAGAAAGAGACAUGUCUCUCAUGUUACCGCUCAUCUCUAGGGCGAUUCCUCUUAUUUUCGGUACCUCUGACUCAGUGUUCCUCACAGCGCCCGUCAAGGACAUACUGUUCGAAGGCGUCCUUAUCAAUUGCACGUUGAAGGACUUCACUGCGAGGAUGCUCUGCAUGCUGAUGAAAACGCAAGGGAAGGACUUGCAGAAAGUAGGAAAAAACGCCUUCAGAUUCUCGUUAUUUGGUGGCACCAAUGGGACUUUACAAGAGCGCCUUCGCCUGAAACGCGGCAUCCAGAACGUCGCAGAUGUUGGGCGCGUUGUGUCCUACAAGGAUGAGCCGAGAAUGACCGUGUGGAGCGGUCCAAAAUGCAACGAGUAUGGUGGGACAGACGGCAGCAUCUUCCCUCCCUUCCUUGAAGAAGCAACUUCGAUCCUCGCUUAUGCACCUGAUUUAUGCAGAUCCUUAAAUGUAUUAUACGCGGGACCGACUGUGUUCAAGGGCCUAAAGGGGAGGAUUUACUCAGCGGAUUUUGGCGAUAUGUCUAACGACCCAGACCUCAAGUGCUUUUGUACUACUCCAAAGUCCUGUCUUAAAAGAGGCGUCCACGACCUCACGAGAUGUACAGGGGCUCCCCUAGCAGUGUCAUUCCCCCACUUUUUCCUGGCUCAUGAAGACUACCUGAACGACGUCACGGGACUCCACCCUCAGAAGGCGCUCCAUGCAACUACUUUACACUUCGAACCUUUAACAGGUACUCCAAUGCUGGGAUAUAAGAGACUUCAGUUCAACAUUAUUAUACGCAAAGUCAACAAAUUCGCCCCUAUGAAGAAUUUGCGUGCCAUGUUAUUUCCAAUUUUUUGGGUUGAUGAGGGUUUGGAAUUGGACGAUAAGUACGUAAGCCAGAUGAAGAGUAUAUUUACAAUCUUCAGUAUUGUAGACGCCGUCAAGUGGAUAAUGGUUGUAGUUGGUGGAAUUCUGUCAGCAAUUGGAUCGUUUCUCCUAAUCCAGAAGUUAACAAACGAGGCAGUAAUUGCCUUGGGAAGGAAUUCCCCAGAAGUCUCGCCACUGGACGUUGAGACACCCCCUCGUUACGACUUCAAAAUGCAACUUUCUUUACAGAAGUUGCCUGCCAAAUGGAUUGGUGUGUCCGGUUUAAUUAUGCUCGUCUUGGGCUCAGGUGUCGGAUUUUACGGUUUCCCCGCUCUGAUACGCAGCCAGAUAGCAUCGAAUUUAGCUCUGAAGAAAGGUUCUGAUAUCAGAACACUCUGGUCAAAAAUUCCAGAUGGGAUUGACUUCAAAAUAUACAUGUUCAACAUAACAAAUCCAAUGGAUGUACAAGUAGGAAAGAAACCCAUUGUUACAGAAAUCGGACCCUACUUCUACGAAGAGUACAAGGAGAAGCUGGAUCUCAAAGACCACAAUGAGGACGACACGGUGUCAUUUAAUCCAAGGGAUUAUUUUAUAUUCAAAAGGGAGAAGUCUGGAGGAUUAACAGGAGACGAAGUGAUUACUAUACCGCAUGCUGCCAUCUUGGCGAUGGCUCUCGCUGUUGAACGCGAGAAGCCUGCAGCCCUGAAGCUAAUCAACAAGGCCAUUCCGCACAUCUUUGGUCACCCGACGUCAAUCUUCCUAACGGCUCCAGUCAAGAACAUUCUUUUCGAGGGAAUUCCUCUGUACUGCAACGUUACUGACUUUUCUGCUAAAGCCAUCUGUUCAGAAAUACGGAAAAAGGACAAAGACUUCCUAAAAUUAGGGGACGAUAUUUUUGGCUUUUCAUUCUUUGGAACGAAAAACAACAGCGCUGGAGGGAGGUUCAGGGUGAAGCGUGGAAUUGAGAAUAUCAAAGACCUGGGGCAAGUUGUCGAGUUCGAGGGUCAGAAGCAGCUGUCGGUGUACGACGGUGAUGAGUGCAACAAGUUCAGAGGGACGGACUCCACCAUCUUCUCGCCCUUCCUUACCACGAGCGACAAGAUCGAAGCCUUCGCUCCCGACCUCUGCAGGUCCAUAGGAGCAGAGUACAAGGAGUCCAUAGUAUACAAAGGCAUACACAGCUUCAAGUACAGUGCUGAUUUCGGUGACAUGUCCUCUGACCCCGAGCUCAAGUGCUUCUGCACGACACCGGACACGUGCAUGAAGAAGGGUGUCCACGACCUUACCAGGUGCUCAGGGGCUCCCAUCAUAGCUUCCCUUCCACAUUUCUACGACGCAGCUCUCGAAUAUCAGACAGGAGUGAUCGGUCUCAACCCCUCGAAGGAGAAGCACGAGAUAUUGAUGGUAUUCGAACCGAUGACGGCCACGCCUCUAGUUGGAUACAAGAGACUGCAAUUCAACAUCGCGAUUCAUCCAAUAGACAAAAUUGAUCUCAUGAAAGAAAUUCCCACAGUUCUUCUCCCCAUCCUGUGGGUGCAAGAGGGAAUGGAGCUCAAGCAAGAGUACCUAGACAAAGUGGGCAGUAUCUUCAAAAUCAUAGGAGCAGUGGACGUGCUGAAGUGGAUCCUGAUGGUGGCAGGGGGAGGUCUCGGAGCUGCAGGUGCACUCAUAGGAUACCGCAAGAAAUCCAACGAAAUGGAUGUUGAGGUGUCUCCAAGUGUACCUAGGAAACCCACAGGAAUCUCCCCUCUGGACGUUCAGACACCACCUAGAUACUGAAACGUUCUGGUAACAAGAAUUACAUCAUCAAGUUCGACAAUUGCAGUCUCCAGUGUAAUUUAGACUCGCAAAUAUUCAAAAACUGCAGCUGAACUGUGAUAACAAACUAAAGUACAGUUUCAAGGACUUUUACUAUUUUACUGGGGGCACAUAUUAGAAAACGAAUUUCUACAAAACGAUGGCCCAACAUCUAAGUUUUGUUAAUUAGGACUCAAUUUAUGGACCAUUCUUAGUUGCUGUGAAAACAUUGGAUUGAAUCUCGUAUCUCGAUAUUCUGGAACUAUUCUUUUGCCACAGCUGGGGCAGGACACCGAGGUACAAGACUUCCUGUUCUAAUAACAAUGUGCUCCGCUCUGUUAUUACUGCAAGGGUCACAUCUUUCCAUGAUGCCACCCCCCCCCCCCCCC